GUCAUGGCAGUUCCACAAUAAUUUGAGAACUAAAUGCCUAAAUUCGGACAUAUUUCGUUCAAGUUGCAAGCUGAGGCUUGCUCGAAGAUUUGACCAAUCUUGAUUUGCCGGUUGCCGAGAUGACGGACGCCGAAAUCCCACUUUUAGAUGGCGCCGUAUACGGCUGCGUCGACUACAAAGGCCGGCCUGCCCGGCGAUCCAGCUCCGGUGGUUGGAGGUCAGCAUCUUUCAUCAUAGGCGUUGAAGUUGCUGAGAAGUUUGCUUACUGUGGAAUCAGCUCCAAUCUUAUAACUUACUUGACGGGGCCGCUGGGUCAGUCCACCGCCACAGCCGCCGAGAACGUUAACGCCUGGUCGGGUGUGGCGUCGCUACUUCCACUUCUGGGGGCGUUUAUAGCCGACUCUUUUCUUGGCCGAUACCGUACCAUUGUUGUUGCUUCUCUGCUCUACAUCAUGGGACUUGCCUUGCUUACUUUGUCAGCAAUGGUUCCUUUGGAUGCUACUUCUAGCUGCCUGGAGAGAAAUAAUGUCACAUCAUGUUCCUCACGUUUGUUCCAAGUAAUCUUAUUCUUCUUCUCACUAUAUCUAGCAGCAAUAGGGCAAGGUGGGCAUAAGCCAUGUGUUCAAGCAUUUGGUGCAGAUCAGUUUGAUGGAGAAGACCCAGAGGAAGGCAAGGCCAAAAGUUCAUUCUUUAAUUGGUGGUAUUUUGGUAUGAAUUGUGGCAUCUUAGCAACCAAUUGGUUCUUAAAUUACAUCCAAGACAACCUUGGUUGGGGUCUUGGAUUUGGAAUCCCCUGUAUUGCAAUGGUAGUUGCGUUGAUUGUUUUCUUGGCUGGGACGAAGACUUACCGGUAUAGUGACAAAGGAAGUGAGAAGAGCCCGUUUGUGAGAAUUGGUCGGGUAUUCAUUAUGGCAGCUAGGAAUUGGCAAAUGACAUCUUCAGCAAUAGCUGCUGAAGAAAAGGGUAGUGGAACUCCUCCUCAUGAAGGUUCCAAGCAAUUCGGAUUCCUAAACAAAGCCUUGCUUGCACCUGAUGGUUCCAAGGAAUAUGUGAAAGUUUGUAGCACUGAGGAGGUUGAAGAAGCAAAAGCUGUGCUAAGGCUUGCUCCAAUAUGGGCUACGUGCCUGAUAUAUGCUCUUGUCUUUGCACAAUCGUCAACUUUCUUCACCAAGCAAGGAGCUACCAUGGACAGAUCAGUCACAAUUGGGUUUGACGUAUCAGCUGCUUCACUUCAAUCCUUCACCUGCUUAACCGUGGUUCUCUUCAUUCCCUUUUAUGACAGGAUUUUUGUCCCUUUAGCAAGAACCUUGUCUGGGAAACCUGCCGGAAUUACAUUACUUCAGAGAAUUGGAACUGGAAUGUUUUUUUCUAUUGUAUCAAUGGUGGUUGCUGCUUUUGUUGAGAGGCAGAGGCUUAAAAUUGCACAAGAAUAUGGGCUGGUUGAUUCACCAAAUGUUACUGUUCCAAUGAGUGUGUGGUGGUUGGUUCCUUGUUAUGUCUUGUUUGGUAUGGCCGAUGCAUUCACCAUGGUUGGUCUCCAAGAGUUCUUCUAUGAUCAGGUCCCAAGUGAAUUGAGGAGUGUGGGACUCUCGCUCUAUCUUAGUAUUUUUGGUGUUGGAAGCUUUCUGAGUAGUUUUCUUGUCUCUGCCAUAGACAAGGCAACUGGUAGGGAUGGUCACCAUAGCUGGUUUGCUAGUAAUUUGAAUUGGGCACACCUUGAUUAUUUCUAUUGGCUGCUUGCUGGACUUAGUAUCAUAGACUUGGCUGCUUACAUAUAUUUUUCAAAAUCUUACAUUUAUAAUAGGAGAAGUACAUUGUAAAUGCUAUCUUUUGGUUUUUCUCAUUACUUUUUACCAGUAAGCCAUUCUCUGAGGGUGAGGGAAUACAAGCAAGCACACUUUAGAAUAGGUUUCACCCUCACAUCCAUUGUUGUAAAUUGAUAAACAUAUUGAAUUUCAUGCAUUGCUGUAGACAAUGUUCUGAGAACUGUCCGUAAAUGUUAAUCAAGUAGAUAAUAUUUC
Messenger RNA from Rubroshorea leprosula, 2021 nucleotides. The record is from the annotation of a GenBank genome assembly. Lineage: Eukaryota; Viridiplantae; Streptophyta; Magnoliopsida; Malvales; Dipterocarpaceae.